Molecule: messenger RNA, 2964 nt
Organism: Phragmites australis (common reed)
Lineage: Eukaryota; Viridiplantae; Streptophyta; Magnoliopsida; Poales; Poaceae
Product: SWI/SNF complex subunit SWI3C homolog
Exons: 8
Coding region: 222-2684 (820 amino acids)
Molecular function (GO): protein binding
Source: RefSeq, a predicted model, not a curated record
UUUGUUCCGCUGGCUACCAUCGACUGGGGAUUUGAAUUUGAAGUUUGAACCCAACCAUACUCAAAAAAUUUCAAACCGAGAAGAGCCCAAAAUUCGAACAAGCUGAAAAGCCUCCGCGAUCGGCUCCCCUCGCACGUGCCUCCGGACCAACCGCCGUGGUCCCCUCACUCGCGGGCACGCUCUCCGGGUUCCCACCACCUCCGCCUCUUCCGCCGCCGACGAUGCCGCGCAAGGCCUCCUCCAGCGCAGAUGCGCGGUCCAAUUGGCGGAAGCGGAAGCGCACCGCCAAUCCCUCCCCGUCGAAGCAGCCGGCCGACCACUCCGACGACUCCGACUCCGCCGCAGCCACGAACGGCUUCGGCGGCGGCGACGACGACGCGCCCCACGCCGCUUCCGCCAACGGGGGCGGAGGAACCCUAGCAGCUGCCGCCGCCGGCGAUGACGACACCGUGCUCGACCUCCGCGAGGCGGAGGUGUUCUCCUCCGCCGAGCCCGUCUCCGGCUUCCCCGCCGCAGUCCGACGCGCCGUCGGCCGGCCCCACCCCUCGGUGCUUGCUGUCGUCGCGGCGGAGCGCGCCGCGGCCGGUGCCAGUGGUGCUCCGUCCACCCCAGCUCCGUCGCCCGCGCUCGAGAACAUUUCUCACGGGCAGCUCCAGGUGCGCUCGGCCAUGCUGCCAGACCACCCGUCCCUGUCCGACGACCCUGACAAGCCGUCCACCUAUGUCUGCACCCCACAUCCGCUCAUGGAGGGCCGUGGCGUGCCCAAGCAGUUCUACGGCAAACUACACAUCGUGCCAAGGCACUCAGAUUGGUUCAUACCGACGACGGUGCACAGGUUGGAGAGGCAGGUGGUGCCACAAUACUUCUCAGGGAAGUCCCAAGGGCACACACCAGAGAAGUACAUGAUGUUAAGGAAUAAAGUGAUUGCGAAGUAUUUGGAGCGACCUGAGAAGCGACUUGUGUUUGCCGAGUGCCAGGGGCUUGUCACAAGCACGGCUGAAUUGUAUGACCUGAGUAGGAUACUUAGGUUCUUGGAAAGUUGGGGGAUCAUUAAUUACCUAGCAGCCGGGUCUGCGCACCGGGGCCUGAGGAUGGCAGCAUCGCUAAUCAAGGAGGAGACAACAGGGGAACUGCAGCUGGUAUCUGCACCAAUGAAAUCGAUUGAUGGUUUGAUUUUGUUUGACCGGCCAAAAUGCAGUAUCCGGGCUGAGGAUAUAGCUUCUGUGGUGUCAACUUCAUCUGCUCCAGUGGUGGCAAAUGGUGAUGCUGCUGCAGAUUUGGAUGAGAAGAUCUGGGAGCACUUAUCAGAGAGUUCUUGUAGUUUCUGCUCAAAACCUUUGACCGACUUGCACUACGAAUCACAAAAGGAGGCAAACAUUUUUCUUUGUUCAGAUUGCUUCCACAAUGCAAGAUUUGUUCCUGGGCACUCAAGCUUAGAUUUUCAGAGAAUGGAUGGGACAAAAGAUGGAUCAGACACUGAUGGGGACAGAUGGACUGAUCAGGAAACUUUACUGUUGUUGGAGGGCAUAGAGAAGUUCAAUGAUAACUGGAAUCAUAUUGCGGAGCAUGUUGGAACAAAGUCAAAGGCACAAUGUAUUCAUCAUUUUAUUCGUCUUCCUGUGGAAGAUGGUUGGUUAGAGAACAUUGAAGUGCCAGAAGCAUCCCUUCCAUUCAGAAUGCAAAGCAAUGGAUUUUUGCAUUCAGAUUCCAAUGGUAGUACUUCAGGUUGCUUUCCUCAAAGUAGCCAACCUAGAAACCAGAUUCCAUUCAUUAAUUCUGCUAAUCCAGUCAUGUCACUGGUUGCAUUUUUGGCCUCUAAAGUAGGACCAAGAGUUGCAGCAUCCUGUGCAAGUGCAGCAUUAUCUGUUUUGACAAGAGAUGAUUCCAGGAUGUGUUCAGAAGGCAUUGAUGCUAUAGGUCAUGCUGCUCAUCGUAACUACGGUAACUGCUUUGUUCCCCAAAUUUGGAAUUCUCUCCUGAUGAUUUACGGUAAAUGCUUUGUUUUACUAUCUUAUUGUGCAGAGAUUAUUGUAAAACACAAUCAAUCUUCUUCUGAAACAGAACCCUCAUCAUCCAUCUCUCAUGAAGCUGUCAAAAACGCUGCAAUGUGUGGCUUGUCAGCAGCAGCAACAAAGAGUAAACUUUUUGCAGAUCAGGAGGAGCGUGAAAUUCAGAGAUUAGCUGCCACCAUCAUAAAUCAUCAGUUAAAGAGAUUGGAGUUGAAGUUGAAGCAGUUUGCUGAGGUUGAGACCAUGCUCUUGAAGGAAAGCGAGCGGCUUGAGGGGAUGAGGCAGCAGCUGGCAGCUCAGCGUGCCCGGAUGUUGUCAGCUCGGUUUGCUUCCACAGGAGGCACUCUACCGGGAGGCAGCAGUACCAUGGCUUCAAAUCCAAUGAACCAGGUCACCAGCCCUAGACCACCGUUAAUGCCAAGCUCAAUGCCACAGUCCAGCAUGCCGGCAUUGUACACCAAUAACAUGCAGGGGCACCCCCAGAUGGCCCUGCUGCAGCAGCAGCGGCAACAGAUGCUCUCGUUCGGGCCUCGCUUGCCGCUCUCAGCAAUCCAUCCUGGCUCAUCCUCGUCGGCGCCCAACAUCAUGUUCAACCCUGGGAUGCCCAAUCCGGCAAGUCCUAAUCACCAUCCCUUGUUGAGACCACCCUCAGGGAACAAUUCGAAUGUAGGUUAGUGAGACGAGAUUCUUUUUUUUGUGUGUGUGUCUUAGACUCCUGGGAUGUAGCCCUGAUUCGCGAUCAUUGACCAUUGCAAUUCAAUUUCACAAUCACGUAUAGAGGUAGUUGGUACCAGCAAUAGGUUUUCCAUUCUCUCUCUCUUCAAGAGUUUGAUAAGAUUGAUAUUGCCAGGAGCUAGGUGGUGCAUAGAGGUUAUUUCAUCCUGAUUAAAGUAAUUAUUACUGCUCCUAAUCGCUCUUAGAAAAUUACGGAGAUUGAAUCCAAGUGCAUUCUUUA